AUGUAUUUCAAAUUUUGGGUAAUUACUGUAGUUAUUGCAAUUAUAUUUCAUGGAAUAUUUUGUUCGAAAAUAUGUUCCUGUUCAAAAAAAAAUCAAAAAAACGAUAACGAAAAGAAGACAAAUGGUAAAAGUGAGGGGCAUGGUCAAAACGAAAGUUAUAAUGAAUUACAAUCAAAAGUCUGUCCACCUCCAUCUCAUUGUCCGACAGUAAAAUGUCCAAAAGAAAAAUACUCGAAAUUAACUCCAUAUCAUACAUUAAAAACAUUACGCCUAUUCAGAAAGCCGUGUCCACCAUCAAAUUGUUCAGUACUUAAAUGUCCACGGCUAUCACCACCAUGUCGUCGAAAGGUUUGUCCAACAUUAUAG
Loa loa (African eye worm) is the source of this 366-nucleotide messenger RNA. RefSeq lists its product as hypothetical. The transcript has a single exon. The coding region runs from base 1 to 366 and encodes 121 amino acids. The record is from RefSeq and is a predicted model, not a curated record. NCBI's taxonomy places the organism in Eukaryota, Metazoa, Nematoda, Chromadorea, Rhabditida, Onchocercidae.